GUUGAAAUUAUAGCUUUUGAGUACCGGUUUUUGCCUCUUUUUCGUUGUUACAAAUGGUUGUGGUGCUUAGUGCCUCUGCUACCAAUUUCUCUGCACUUCAUUCAGGUUCCUGUUUUCUCGAAAGCCUUGCAUCAACUCUAUCCUUCCUCAUAUACUUUAUGAGUUUGGCAUUUACAAACUUGAUUUUGUUUCGGAUUUCAGGUAAAGGUUGCAAGUACACAGGUCAAGCAGUGAGAGCACUUCCUAUUCGCAUAAUAUCGGUGGGGAAAAAGAGAUCACAAGGUGUACAACUCGUUGUGGAUGACUACAUUCAAAGGCUUAAGUUAUACUGCAGUGUUGAGGAUGUUCACAUAAAGAACAAUCCUAAGAAUGCAAGUGAUUGGAGGGCUCAGGUAGAUCAUGAAGACGGUGCUGUCAUGGAUCUUAUCAGGUCCGAUGAUUGGGUGGUGCUGUUGGAUGAGCGUGGGAAAGACAUAGGUUCCAUGCAGAUGGCUGAGCUGAUCGGAGAUGCAGGGAAUACGGGAGCUUCAAGACUAUCAUUCUGUGUUGGUGGACCUUAUGGACAUGGAAAACAAUUGCGAGAGCGAGCUAACAUAUCUAUCAAGUUGUCUUCUAUGGUAUUGAAUCAUCAAAUUGCUAUACUUGUGCUUGUAGAACAACUAUAUAGGUCAUGGACCAUUCUGAAAGGUCAGAACUAUCAUCGCUAGCUUUCUUUUCCUGAUCUGCACACUGCCACAUAGGUAAAAGUAUAGCCUGCCAGGAGGAGCAUUUCUUCCUAAUCUUCAGACUAAUAGAUGUAUUCAGAUGUUCGACUGCGGCAACAUAGAAGAUCAAGUUCGUCAUAAUAUCAUUGUUAUGCGCAUCAAUGAUCAUUUUCCGUGUCUCCUUUCAGCCUAGUUCAGCUGCCCUGUAAUGCAAUGCCCUGUCUGUAUCAUAUCCCAGUCAUUCACUUAUGCUGUUUGUUAAGUUUUGUAUUUUGAAUAGGUACUUGAAUGAAU
This is a messenger RNA of Rosa chinensis, 998 nucleotides long. RefSeq names its product putative RNA methyltransferase At5g10620. Gene Ontology annotation, biological process: rRNA processing. The record is from RefSeq and is a predicted model, not a curated record. Gene Ontology annotation, molecular function: methyltransferase activity. The transcript is spliced from 7 exons. The coding region runs from base 54 to 707 and encodes 217 amino acids. Lineage: Eukaryota; Viridiplantae; Streptophyta; Magnoliopsida; Rosales; Rosaceae.